AUGCUCGCCCGCUGCACAGUCGGUGCACCCCUGCGAGCCGCGACUCGCCCGCGACCACUCGCCCUCGCGCGCCUCGCCUCGUCGUCCACCUCUCCUCGACGACCCCCACCCUCGUCGGCCGGCGCACCUCGCCCGCAACCUCGACCGCCGGCACAUGCACGCCCUCAAGACGACCUCAAGCCCCAGCCGUUCGUCCUGCGCCCGCGGUCCCGCACCUACCAGCUCGAGUCGCUGUCGACCUCGCCCGACUCGCCCCUGUCCGACUCGACCCUCCACUUUGUCGACCCGGCCAACCCUGCGACCAAGCGCACCCUGUCCCUCCCCAACCUCUUCCUCCGCGACAGCUCGAUCCACUCGGACCACGUCCACCCGGCGUCCCAACAGCGCCUGUUCCGCACCACCGACAUCCCGCUCGACGGCCACCUCGUCGGCUACGGCGUACACGACAUCCCGGGCAAAGGCGACUGCCUCGUCACAGAGUGGUCCACCCCGCUCGCCUCGGCCCCACCCUCGUCCAAGGCCGCAAAGCUCAGCGUCGUCCCGCUCGACCUCCUCGUCGCCAUCCUCGAGGGCGACAACCUCGCCCACGAGAAGCAGGGGCACCUCCCUCCCGCCACCCCGUGGGACCGCGCCCAGCUCGAGCGCACCCUCAUCCGCGUCCCGUACGCCGACUUUCAGCACUCGGACGCCGCCCUCGAGCGCACCCUCGCCGGCCUCAUCCAGGACGGCAUCUGCAUCGUCACGGGCGUCCCGACCGCCGAGCGCGACGGCCACGACAAGCCCGAGCUGCGCAAACUCGUCGAGCGCAUCGGGAGCCUGAGGCGCACCUGGUACGGCGACCUGUGGGACGUCAAGGCCGAGGACGGCAGCCUCAACAUCGCCUACACCAACCUCGACCUCGGCCUGCACAUGGACCUCACCCACUUCGACAACCCGCCGCGGUACCAGUUCCUGCACUCGCUCCUCAACCGCCACGUCGUCGGCGGCACGUCGUACUUUGUCGACACGUUUGCCCUCGCCGAGCACCUGCGGCACCACUCGCCCUCGGCGUUCGACACGCUCGCGACCGAGCACGUCACGUUCGAGUACCGCAACGGGCCGCACCACACGCGGUUCGUGCGCCCGACGCUCGAGCUCGCGCACGCCCCGGCGGGCCAGGGCGGCGCAUCGGGCCACCACGCCGCCAAGGUGCACGCCGUCAACUACAGCCCGCCGUUCCAGGGCCCGCUCACGCUCGAGCGCAUGACGCGCACCGGCGCCGCCGGCGCCGAGACGGUGAGCGACGACGCCGAGCGCCUCGCGCGCCUGCACGACGCGCUCGGCCAGUUUGCCGCCCUGUGCGACGACCCAGAGCAGCGGUGGCGGUGGACCCACCAGCUCGCCGAGGGCGAGUGCGUCGUGUUUGACAACCGCCGCGUCCUGCACGCCCGCACCGCGUUCGAGUUUGUGCGGCCUCCUCCCGGCGAGGGCGAGCACGAGGGCGGGGAGGAAGCGGGCAGGUGGCUCAAGGGCGCGUACAUGGACGGCGACGAGCUGUGGAGCCGGUGGAGGGUCCUCAAGGCCAAGCAGCGUGCCGAGCGCGACAAGGCGCGCACGAGGGGCAGGACGUUGUUCGUCUAGCUGCGGCGGCGACGACGAUGACGGAGAAGCGAGUGCAACGAGGGUGCGUGCGACGA
Rhodotorula graminis WP1 is the source of this 1676-nucleotide messenger RNA. RefSeq lists its product as uncharacterized. Lineage: Eukaryota; Fungi; Basidiomycota; Microbotryomycetes; Sporidiobolales; Sporidiobolaceae. Gene Ontology annotation, cellular component: mitochondrion. Gene Ontology annotation, molecular function: oxidoreductase activity. The transcript has 2 exons. The record is from RefSeq and is a predicted model, not a curated record. Gene Ontology annotation, biological process: carnitine biosynthetic process. The coding region runs from base 1 to 1620 and encodes 539 amino acids.